Messenger RNA from Camelina sativa (false flax), 419 nucleotides. The record is from RefSeq and is a predicted model, not a curated record. NCBI's taxonomy places the organism in Eukaryota, Viridiplantae, Streptophyta, Magnoliopsida, Brassicales, Brassicaceae.
AAAUGGAUUGGCAAGGGCAGAAACUGGUGGAGCAGCUGAUGCAGAUCUUACUAGUGAUCUCCGGCGUAGUCGCGUUGGUUGUUGGAUACACAACGGAAUCGUUCAGGACGAUGAUGCUGAUCUACGCAGGUGGUGUUGUUCUCACGACUCUGGUCACUGUUCCUAAUUGGCCUUUCUACAAUCUUCAUCCUCUCAAGUGGUUAGAUCCGAGCGAGGCCGAGAAGCAUCCCAAACCACAAGUUGUUCCCGCUGCUUCUAAGAAGAAGGUUUCUAAGAAAUAGGUCUCAUUCUGAAAUCUCUCUCGGAGUUGUUUUCUAUGAGAUUGUUUUGGAUCUGAAUCUUAAUUAUAUUUAUGAAUUGAAAAUUUUCUGGGUUUGAUUCUUAUCAUCUUAUGUUUAUUGCCAAAGAAUUUGUGAUUA